Salvia splendens (bonfire salvia) is the source of this 3627-nucleotide messenger RNA. RefSeq names its product lysine-specific demethylase JMJ706. The record is from RefSeq and is a predicted model, not a curated record. The transcript is spliced from 12 exons. Gene Ontology annotation, cellular component: chromatin; nucleus. NCBI's taxonomy places the organism in Eukaryota, Viridiplantae, Streptophyta, Magnoliopsida, Lamiales, Lamiaceae. The coding region runs from base 540 to 3134 and encodes 864 amino acids. Gene Ontology annotation, molecular function: histone demethylase activity. Gene Ontology annotation, biological process: regulation of gene expression; chromatin remodeling.
CACUUUUGUCAAGAUUCCAUCUACUGUUCCCCUCUCUGUACUUACACUGUUCCCCUCUCUGAACCCUAAACCCUAAACCCUUCCGUUGCCAACCGAGCUACGCCCCUGCCGGCAAAACCCACUUUUGUCAAGAUUCCAUCUACUGUUCCCCUCUCUGUACUUACAAAACGCGAUUGUGCUUGCUUGUCUCUACACCCGCCGGAAAAUUGCCCUCUCGCUGGCGAAACAGUGCCGCCGGGUAUGUUGACUCGGACUCCGUCUCGCAAGGCGCCAACGCCUGUUUCGCUGGCUGGGUAACUCGGUGGGUGGAAAAGAUCGGAUCUGAGUUUGACUCGGUUAAGGGAGAAUGUGGGAGGUGUAAUCGAGUUUUCAUUGUUUUUUUGGCCCUGAAUCGUUGCCUAUGGAAUUUUCAGUCAACAUUUGUUCUGAUUUUUCUGUUUCCGGCUAAAAUUUGGAGAAGACGGAGUCUAAUACUGAAGUUUUCCGCUAUGAGAUGUUCAUAUGGCUGACUUUUGAUCGUUUGGAUCUUAAGCAUUGUUAUGAUAAUGCUCCUGAUUGAUGAGAUAUUCGCAACUGUCAUCCAAUUGAUCUCUUCAUUAUUUUUUGUGGAAGGAAGGGUUUGUGUGUUAAAAGAAUCUAAACUGGAUUUUUUGAAGUGUAAAAGGCUAGAUCAGAUGAAAAUAGAAAGGGAAGAUGAUUCCUCCUGUUUGACUUACAUGAUGCAUAGAAGUGGUGGGGAAGCUUUAAGACCCGUACCAUGUGGUGUGAGGAUGCAUAGAAACUCCUUUAUGUCCUCAAAUAUUGGCAGCAAUUUAAAUGAAAGAGCUGAAUUUUAUAAGCGCAAAGUUGCAAAGUUUGAUACACCUGACUUUGAAUGGACUGAGAAAAUACUGGAAUGUCCGGUGUACACUCCAAGUGUGGAGGAAUUCCAGGAUCCUUUAGUUUAUUUGCAAAAGAUAGCUCAAGAAGCCUCAAAAUAUGGUAUCUGCAAGAUUGUAUCUCCUGUGAGUGCUUCUGUUCCUGCUGGUGUAGUUCUUAUGAAAGAGAAAGCUGGAUUCAAAUUUACUACUAGGGUGCAGCCUCUUCGUUUGGCUGAAUGGAACAGCGUUGACAAGGUCACUUUUUUCAUGAGUGGAAGAAACUAUACAUUUCGCGACUUCGAGAAAAUGGCGAACAAGAUUUUUGCUCGUAGAUAUUAUAGUGCUGGAUGCCUUCCUCACUCCUUCAUGGAAAAAGAAUUUUGGCAUGAAAUAUCUUGUGGAAAGACCGAAAGUGUUGAAUAUGCAUGUGAUGUUGAUGGUAGUGCAUUUUCAUCUUCUCCCAGUGAUCCGCUUGGAAAAAGCAGAUGGAACUUGAAGAAACUCUCACUGUUGCCAAAAUCCAUACUGCGUCUUCUAGAAACUUCUAUUCCGGGAGUCACUGAACCGAUGCUUUACAUUGGAAUGCUUUUUAGCAUGUUUGCAUGGCACGUGGAAGAUCAUUACUUAUACAGCAUCAAUUAUCAUCACUGUGGAGCAGCAAAAACUUGGUAUGGCAUUCCUGGUCCUGCAGCUCUUGAUUUUGAAAAGGUUGUCAGGGAGCAUGUUUAUACUCAAGAAAUAUUGUCAUCUGAGGGCGAGGAUGGAGCUUUUGAUGUCCUCUUAGGCAAGACGACAUUAUUUCCACCCAAAGUUUUGCUAGAGCAUGAUAUUCCUGUUUAUAAAGCUGUGCAGAAGCCUGGUGAAUAUGUUAUAACUUUCCCCAGGGCUUAUCAUGCCGGAUUCAGUCAUGGUUUCAAUUGUGGUGAAGCUGUCAACUUUGCUGUUGGUGAUUGGUUUCCGUUGGGAACAAUAGCUAGCCGGCGCUAUGCUUUGCUUAACAGAACUCCUCUCCUUCCUCAAGAGGAGCUCCUAUGCAAAGAAGCAAUGCUACUUCAUGCUAGUGUGGAACUUGAAGACCCAGAAUAUACAUACCAAGAUUUGAUAUGUCAGGAAAGCAUUAAGGUUUCUUUUGUAAAUUUGAUCCGAUUUCAGCAUCGUGCUCGUUGGUGUGUGAUGCAAUUGAAUGAAUGCAUUGAUGUCUCUUCUUUUUCCCAUGGAACAAUUCUUUGCAGUCUAUGCAAACGUGAUUGUUAUGUAGCAUAUCUCAAUUGCCGGUGUUACUUGCAUCCUUUGUGCCUUCGCCAUGAUAUCAAAUCGAUUGAUUUGAAUUGUGGAGGUAUUCUAACACUGUCUGUGAGGGAAGAUAUCUUGGAUAUGGAAGCUGCAGCGAGGAAGUUUGAACAGGAGAGUAUGUCCCUUGAGGUUGAACAAUGUUGUAGAAAGAGUGAGGACUUUGUUUUGCUAUCUAGCAUAUUCUCAGGAGCUGAAAGUGAUAGUUAUAUACCUUACUGCGAAAUUUCUCAAAAAACGUCCCAAGUUACAAAUCAUCCCUUUUGUGAUGGCAAUGGAUCAACUGGGACUCAAACUUCAUAUUGUUAUUAUGAUUCUGGUUUUGGUUCAUCGUCACUAAUGUCAACUGAAAAUCCUCACUGUAACACCAAUGAACACAAAGUGCCCAACAUGAAGAAUCAAAUGUCUCAGCUGUUGUCGAGACAUAUUGUUGGAAAUAGCUCGGAAGUCUCAAAAGCCUCAUGUAGUGAAUAUAUUGUUUCCCAAAGCACAAUUGGUCACUGUCUGGCUACCAGAAGUACCAUUACUGAAGAAAGUGAUGAUUCAGAUUCAGAAAUUUUCUGUGUCAAACGGAGAUCUUGUAAAGUGGACCUGAAGAUUGUAUGUGACGCUGGCCAUGUUAAUACUGAACAACAGGGAUUCAAGCGUCUCAAGAAACUCCAACCAGAAUUACGUUGCAAGCAGAUAACAUCAUAUGAGUGGUGUUCUACUGCUGAUAGUAAUUGUAAUUCUGCUGAAUCAAAAGAAGCCUUAGUUGGUCUGUCAAGGGACAAACCGCUGAAGGCGAGAGCCAUUCCUAUCUCAAUCAAGUUUAAGAGAGCAGGAAACGAAGUUGUAAGUAAGCAUGGAGAAUUUGACAGAGAUGAAAGGCAUGAGAAUGAGGUGGGGAAAGUCAGGAGGGAACCUCGGCAGAUUGAGAUAGGGCCCAGGCGCUUUAAAGUCAAAGGUCCAUCAGUUUUCGGGCACAAGGAGCAGUUGAACUAAAUUAUUUAUCAGAGUGCUGAUGAUCUGCCACUGAUUAUCUUCAACAAGCUGACUUUGCUAACAACAUUUGCCUCGAUUGGGAAUCUAACAACACAGGAAAUUUACAAGUUUCCACGGUGGGGAGCAGUGAACAAAUUAACCAAGUUUAGAGUAAAAGCAUCAUCAUAUUUUUUGUGCAGGCCUCAAAAUGGGGCGAUUUGCAGGGUAAACAAUUCAUUGGGGGUUCUCGAGCCGGGGUGUGUUUUCCAGUCUUUGGCUGGAGAAUAAUAGCACACGCAGUGAGUAGAUAUUAGAUUAGUUCCCUUGUUUUGGUAUUUGACGGUUGAUUGAUUUUUGUGAGGACAUUGCAACGGGUAAAUUCCCGGCAAUGACUCAUUAAUACCUGUUCUGCUGCUUCCCAUUGAUAGGACUAUCACCACAUUAUUUUUUGUAGACACUGGCCAUCACGCUUCAAGACCACUACACGAACAAAAAUCUAUCUUUUGAUGGGCCA